AAUCAUUCCUCAUCAGUAUUAGUUAAAAGAAAGAAAGAAAAAAAACUCUCAAAUUUUGUCACAAAAUCUUGAAUUUCUUCAUUCCUCUGUACUCAAUACAUUGCCAUGGAAGCUGUGGCGGCGAUCAUUGGUUCAGCUCUAAUACAACCUUUUAAAUUUGUAUUUGGAUCCAUCUAUGAUGCGAUGAAGAAUCGUUUUAAGAUCCAUUCAAAUUACAAUCAACUAGAGAGAGACAUAACACUUGUAUUGGCUCUCAAGACUCGCUUGAGAAGUGGGCUAGAUGAUGUGCAGCUGCAGCAUCUGUUACCCACAACUCAAGUUCAAGAUUGGUUAAGCAAAGUUGAAGAAUUGGAGAAAAAUUUCAAUUCUUUCCGUUCAACUCUGACAGAAAGUGGCAUUACAAGUGAUUCCGCCUCUUGUUGCUCAGGUUCCCUGCACUGCAAAUUGAGCAACGACAUAGCGAAACAGAUUGUGAAAGCAAAACAACUCAUUGAAGAAGGCAAACCCUUUGAGGACAAGAUAGUGGGUAUUCCUGUGGCAAGGCCAGUUCAGUAUAUUGAGGUGACAUCAAUCAAAGGUCAACCCACAGCAUCUAAAAAUUUGGCGAAGAUGAUGGAUCUGUUGAAAAGUGAAGAGUAUAAGAGGAUUGGUGUUUGGGGCAUGGGAGGCGUGGGCAAGACUACUCUUGUCAAGAAUUUGAAUAAUCAGCUCACCAAUGAUCCAACCUUCAACAUCGUAAUACUGGUUGUAGUAUCUCAAAACGCAACGGUGGAAGGCGUCCAAUCAAAAAUUGCUGAGCGGUUGGAAUUGCAUAUGAUGAAUAGAGAAGUGAGUAAGGAAAGUAUGGCCAGUCGUUUGUACAACAAACUUAAAGGCGAAAGAUUUCUUCUAAUUCUGGAUGAUAUAUGGGAAGAAAUCGAUCUCGAUGUUGUGGGGAUUCCUCGACCAAAUGAACAUACUGGCAGCAAAAUCAUACUAACCACCCGAGAUUUUAAUGUUUGCCAACAAAUGUUGACUGACAUUGACUUUCAAAUGGGUCGCUUGCAUCCUGAAGAAGCCUGGAAGUUGUUUCGUGAAACUGUGGAAGAGGAAGUGGUGGAUGAUGACCAAAUUAAGCCCAUGGCAGAGGCCAUUGUUAAAGAAUGCGAUGGAUUACCCCUUGCACUAAUUAUGGUAGGGGCAUCAUUGAGGAAAAAGAGAGAGAUUGGCUUGUGGCAAUGCGCAUUACAUGCCUUGCAGAAAUCAGAGCCUUCUCGCAUUAGAGGUGUUGAAGAAAAGGUUUACAAACCCCUCAAGUGGAGCUAUGAUUCCUUACAAGGUCAGCAAUUGAAAUCUUGCUUUUUGUUUUUCUGCCUAUUCCCAGAGGACUUUGAAAUUCAUACUUAUAAACUAGUCCAAUAUUGGGUAGCUGAAGGUUUAAUUGAUGAGCAACAAAACUUUGAGCAACUACAGAAUGAAGUUAUACGUAUUGUUGACUACUUAAAAGGCUCUUGUUUGUUGGAAAUAGGUCAACGUUUAAAUCAUGUAAAGAUGCAUGAUGUAGUUCGUGAUGUUGGGGUAUGGAUAGCAAAAUCCUUAGAGGAAGGGUGUAAAGCUAUUAUCAAAGCUGGAAUUAGCGGGACGCAAAUAUCACAACAGCUAUUCAAUUGUUCUGGGGUGAAGAGGGUGUCGUUUAUGGCGAGUAAUAUAGAAUUUCUCCCAAACUACAACAUACAAUGCGCAGAAGCAUCCACUUUAUUUUUGCAAGGUAACCAGAGACUUUUGGAAGUAUCAAACACAUUUUUACAAGGAUUCCAAAUGUUAAGAAUUUUGGACUUGAGUGAAACUAAAAUCAAAUUCCUGCCACACUCACUUCUUCAACUUGGUGAACUUCGAGCUCUCUUUUUAGAAAAAUGUUGUGAACUGCUUGAGUUACCAUCCUUGGCCACACUUGGAAUGUUGCAAGUGCUUAAUUGCUCUGCAUCUGCUAUCACUAAAUUGCCAGAAGACUUUGAAAAGCUAACGAACCUACGGCAGUUAGACUUAUCUCACACUUAUAAGUUGCGGAAAAUUUCUAGUGAGAAAGUUUCUAAAUUAUGUAGUUUGGAGUUUCUAAAUAUGAUGGGCAGCGCUACCAAAUGGAGAAUGAGGAAAGUAAAUGAUGAAAAUUUACCAUUUGAGAAGUUGUUAUGUUUAGAUCAAUUACUUUGCUUUCACAUUGACUUGGAAGACAUUUCUCAUGUCACUGCUGAACAUGUUUCUUGGCUCAGGAGAAUUAACAGCUUCUGUGUUAAUGUGACUCAUGGUGAUAAUAUCUACCAAACAUAUAAACCCCAUAGAUUACAUGUAAAAUAUAAACCCAAUACGAAGCGUGUGUUCUUCUCUGGCUUUCUUUUCUCAGAAGAUGAAUCAGUUGGAUGGCUGUUAGUACAUGCAUUUUGCUGUGAAAUUUGGGAGUGUAAGGGAGUUGAUCUCAUGCUUCUCCACAUGGUUAGGAGCAGCGUUGCAUUUGUUAAUUUGAAGCGCUUAGUAAUAAGUGGCUGUUGCAUCUCUGUCAAGCGAUCGUCUCAAGGGUGUGUUACGGAAUGUGACUUGCUUCCUAACUUAGAGGAACUUCUUUUUUUGAACUUGACCGAAUUAGAAAGCAUUUCAGAUUGCAGCAAUUUUCUUGGACUGCGUUUCACCAAGCUUAGAUUCAUAGUCGCUCAUGAUUGUUAUCAAUUGGAAAAUCUAUUCACAAUGGAUGGAACUCUUCACGAACUUGCAAAUCUGAAAACAAUCGUGAUACGCAGAUGUAUGAACUUGUCACAAGUGUUCAAAAACACACCCACAGACAACUUUGUGCCAAUGUUGAAAUCCUUAACUUUGGAGGGACUUCCAGCACUAGAAGAAAUAUGCAAAGCAGAUGAAUCAUGGAAAAGUCUAAAGAAGUUUAGAGUGAGGGAAUGCAGUAAGUUGCUGAAGUUGCCUCUUAGUGUUCAAAGUGCAGAGAAUAUUCAGUCAAUAAUGGGAGAACAAAAUUGGUGGAAUGAACUGCAAUGGGAUAAUGAAAAUCUGAAGAUGCACUUACACCCACUUUUUAAACCAAGUGAUUAGCAAGAAGUUAAAGAUGCAAAUGCUUCAAAUUAUGUCUUCAGCAUGACUCAAAGUGCAGGUUGGGUUGCAAUUGCUAAGUCUGAUCCAAUCAUCAAAGUCAACAAGUGUAUAAGAUUUGGAUAAGUGAUUGAUUAGUUUAUUUAUAGUUGGUGUUUUUAUUUUUCAACUUUCAUGUUUAUGUUUAUGUAUGUGGUUUAUUGUAUCAGACAGUUGAUAUUGAUAUAAUGGUAUGAAAUGAAAUAUGUAUAUA
This is a messenger RNA of Ipomoea nil (Japanese morning glory), 3325 nucleotides long. Its product is annotated as disease resistance protein At4g27190-like. The transcript is spliced from 2 exons. NCBI's taxonomy places the organism in Eukaryota, Viridiplantae, Streptophyta, Magnoliopsida, Solanales, Convolvulaceae. The coding region runs from base 106 to 3075 and encodes 989 amino acids. The record is from RefSeq and is a predicted model, not a curated record. Gene Ontology annotation, molecular function: ADP binding.